UCCGGGUUCCCCGCAAGUGCCCCUCGCGCGCGGGUUUGCAGGGCCGGGCUUCUUGCGAGGGCUUCCUGCGGCCGCGCCGACACAGCAGCCCCCCCCAUCGAGCAACGCCCAAAGUUCCCCUCCUGCGAGCACGGCCCCCAUGGCGCUUCCCACCCUGCUGUCGUGGGCGGGCAGAGGCGCCUCUGAGAAGCCGGCGCGCCUCUCGGCCUCGCCCGACGUGGGGAUCUCCGAGAGCGCGGAAUCGCGUGCCGCCGACGGCGAGGUGCCACUGCUCAUCCACUUCGACGUGAACAAGACGAUCUUGCAGACCGACAGCAUCCAGCUGAAGGACGCAGAGGACGGCGUUCGCGAGGGCAUCGCCGAGCUGUUCUGGGGCAGCGUCAGGACCGACAGCGACAAGACAGUUUGGGAGUGGACGCGCAGCAAGCCUUCGUGCCUCCCCCCGACGGACGACAUCCGCACGGCUGGGGACUCUCUCGUGAACUACGCGCAGUUCUGCAAGGCGACUAUCAAGGACAAGGCUGCCAGGAAGGAGGCGGUGAAGACGUUCAGCCUCGUCGACGGGUUCGCCAAGCAGGAGAUGAACAAACUGCUGCAGCUCGCCAUGAAGAAGAUGCAGCUGCCCCCGGAGUUCCGUGGCUCCCCGCAGGUGGAGGCCGCUGGGAUCAAGGGUAUGACGUACAACGCGUUUCCCUCCCUGUUCCACCUCGUCGCCAACCUUCAGAGGUCCCGGCGCCACUUUGCCGUCCUCUUCCGCUCCUUCGGCGUGGACCACGAGAAGGUGCAGGCCGAGUGGAACGCCUUCUGCGAGCUGCGGCACCCCAUCUUUUCCCGGCUGAUCGAGGACAUCGGCCCCAUGGACGGCUCGGUCUCCGGGGUGCCCGACCGCCGCGUCCACACCCUGCACACGCUGUACCGCGACGCCACGGGGCCCGUGCUCGUGCUGGACACCCUGACGAACGGGCCGGCGGACGCCUCUUGGGACGCGUGGGCCCGGCAGAGCCCACCAGCCAAGGCGGACACGCGCAACGGGCGGGAGUACAUCCAGAAGGUGCUGAAGGCCAGGACCGCCGACGGCACCUCCGGCCUGCAGAAGUGGAUGGCCAAGCAGCUGCACCAUCAGAGGACGACCGCGAUUAAGGACGACUGGGCGUGGUGGACGUUCAACAAAGAGCAGGCGCGCGCGGGCAAGCUCGUGACCCUCAUCGGCGGCCGCAGGCCCACACGACAGCUGUUCUUGGACGACAACAUCGAGCACAACGACGCCCGCAUCGUAGACGUGCGCGACGCCAAGGGGCAUCCGAUGGCGCACAGGGAGACCCUGGGAAAGAUUUGCAUCAAGGUGAACCCUGUCGAAGCCAUCCUCGACAACGAUUAUUUUCUCUGGAAGCUGAUCCGCGCCCAGGGAGAAGGGCUCAACAUGGGCUCGUCGGCGCUGAUGGGGCUGCAGAAGAAGAAACUCGUAGAGGUUGAAUCCCAGAACGAUGCUCUCCAGGAUCAGCUGACUGUGUCCAAUGGGCAGGUGAAGCUUCUGGUGGAGGAGAUGCGCCGGAUGCGGCUGCAGCGACGCAUCGACGUCCGCAGCGAGGGCGAGCUGCAGACGCUGCUCGGCAAGCACAGCGCCGACGCCUCCGCGUUCGGGCAGGGCGGCUACCGUAGUGUCUCUGACUUGUUCUCGGAGCUGGAGGCGGGGCGCUGCUGGCUCGAGGUCGACGAGCACGGGCAACUUGUCCGAGUGCUCGACAUGGUAUUUUUCAAGCUGUGCUUCAAGGACAUGCUGCUGAUCGAGACGCACGAGGAGGACUCUUCGGGCCGCAUGUCGACGAGGAACUUCCUUCCAGGGCUCGUCACCACGGUCAGCGGGGUCUCCGUGCAGCAGCAGAUCGAGCGGUGGUUGGAAGGCGGCCUGCAGGUGAAUCUGCAGAAGUGCGUGGACGGCGACCUUCUGCCAAUGUACAUCCCUGACGCGCCCAACCAGCAGACGGGCUCUACCAAGGCCUAUCCGCUACGCUGCAAGGUCCAGCAGAGCCGCGUCACUCUGUCCAUCCCCGAGAAGGAGGUUGAGAUCAACAAGGACUCCAUCCGCCAGAUUGGGCUCCCCAGCGGCCAGCGGUUUCGGACGGUGGAGACGGACCUGCACGGCUGCACCACCGCUCGUUUCUGGCGUUGGGACAAGCUUGCGGUGUGGGAGGCGAGCUCUGGGAUGGUUGCAGGCGUCGCGGAGGGCGCUCCGAAGAUGGACGUGGCCGAGCUCUGUGACAAGCUCUUCCAGGGCAGCGAGCGCAAGGACGCCUACAAGCGCUUGCUCCUGGAGAUGUUCGAGACGUUUGAGUCCUUCGACGCGCAGAUGCUAACCGGCGGCUUCGGCGGCUCGGCCCUGGGGUCACCGAAGAUGCCGGGGGGGGUCCCCAUGGGGGUCCACGGUCAGCGUGCCUGCGCGUAUCUUCCCACGCGCCCGCUGCCUUUCUUUACUUGGCCACCCGGGGGCCUGCUGCGUUUUCACGUUUCCGCUCUGCCCGGACAGCUCUUGAGGAUCUAUGUGCAGUGAGGGGGCUGAGGGGAAACGCCACCCGAACAAGCCGUGCACACCUGAUACUUGCUACUAUGCGAGCGUGCCUUGGAAAGGAUGCCAGGAUAUACUACAGCCAAUCGCCAGCUAAUAUCCAACUUACCCGUGCACGCAUCGGAAGCACGUGAUAUUCUGCUUCACAUCGUAG
Messenger RNA from Prorocentrum cordatum, 2717 nucleotides. NCBI's taxonomy places the organism in Eukaryota, Dinophyceae, Prorocentrales, Prorocentraceae. The record is from the annotation of a GenBank genome assembly.